AUGAAGCUGAACUCGGAAAAAGUUGAAUUACAGCCCAGGCCCAGGCCUACGCUCUCGCUGGUCUCCGUCUCUACGAGUCCGAGGGUAUCCGAACUUGAGGACGCCGCGUCAACUCGAGAGGGCGACGCCGACGAGUUCAGCCUGGUUCAGCUUCACCAUCGUCUCGAGCUCGAGUGCCUCCCGCCGGUCGACCAAGGCAAGCAUGCCUACCUGUUCCUCCUGGCGUGCUUCAUUCUCGAGGCGUUGAUCUGGGGCUAUCCGUUUUGCUUUGGCAUCUUCUCAGGCUACUAUGCCCGGACACCCCCUUUCGAGGGCUCAACAGCCAUAGCAAACAUAGGGACAUGUUGUUCGGGAUUGAUGUACCUCUGUGGCUUGCCGGCCCUGGUCCUCAACCGUAUGUUCCCUAGAUGGGCGAGGUACUCACCCCUGAUCGGACUGUUCAUCGUGUGCGCGGCGCUCUUCGUGAGCGCCUACGCAACCAACGUCACCGAGCUCAUCAUCAGCCAAGGUGUCUUCUACGGCAUCGGCGGGGCCAUCGCGUACAUGCCGUGCAUCAUGUACAUCGACGAGUGGUUCGUCAAGAGGAAAGGCCUCGCGUACGGCAUCAUGUGGUCCGGGACGGGGCUUGCGGGCGUGGUCCUACCGCUGAUCCUGGAGAAGCUGCUGGAGAUUUACGGCUACAAGACGACCAUGAUCAUCUGGGCGGUGGUGCUCUUCGCCAUCACGGCGCCGCUGGCGUGGUACAUCAAGCCGCGGGUGCCCCCGCUGCCGGUGCGGCGCCUCCGGGCCUUCAACUUCCGUUUCUGCCUGUCGCGCCGCUUCAUCAUGUACCAGCUGUCCAACACGGUCGAGGCCAUCGGCUUCUACAUCCCGGGUAUCUACAUCCCCAUCUACGCGGCCAGCGUGCUCGGCGCGGAGGAGUUCGCAACGGCGCUGUGUAUCCUCCUCUUCAACAUCUCCUCCGUCGUCGGCUGCAUUGGCAUUGGCUGGCUCAUCGACCGCUUCCACGUUACCACCUGCGUCAUGGUGACCACCGUCGGCGCCACAAUGGGGACUAUGCUCCUGUGGGGUUGCGCCUUCAACAUGCCCAUGGUCUACAUCUACUGCGUCAGCUACGGCCUGUCGGCGGGCUCCUUCUCCACCACCUGGACCGGAGUCAUGCGCGAGGUGGCCGGCAAGGACAUGCAGAGCAGCAGCACACCGAGCUCGCUCAGCGGCGACGGCGGCGAGGUCGCUGGUGUCGGCGGCGGGCAUGGAGCCCCUGGCGCCGUCGAGUCGCCCAUGUCUGAGUUCACCGGCUCGUACUCGGAGAACAUCGACCCCAUCAUGGUCUUUGUCAUGCUCGCCGCGGGCCGCGGCUUCGGCAACGUUAUCUCCGGCCCGAUCAGCCAGGUCAUGUACCACUCCAAGCCGUGGGAGGGCGCGGCCGCCCUGGCGUACGGCAGCGGCUAUGGCAGCCUGAUCGUCUUCACCGGUGUCACGGCAUUGGGGUCCGGGGCCUGCUUCCUCGGGCGCCGGUUUGGCUGGUGUUAA
Diaporthe amygdali is the source of this 1533-nucleotide messenger RNA. RefSeq lists its product as uncharacterized. The transcript is spliced from 3 exons. The record is from RefSeq and is a predicted model, not a curated record. Gene Ontology annotation, molecular function: transmembrane transporter activity. Bases 1 to 1533 code for a protein of 510 amino acids. Gene Ontology annotation, cellular component: fungal-type vacuole membrane. Gene Ontology annotation, biological process: transmembrane transport. Lineage: Eukaryota; Fungi; Ascomycota; Sordariomycetes; Diaporthales; Diaporthaceae.